Acipenser ruthenus (sterlet) is the source of this 2670-nucleotide messenger RNA. Its product is annotated as ubiquitin-conjugating enzyme E2Q-like protein 1. Bases 539 to 1366 code for a protein of 275 amino acids. The transcript is spliced from 3 exons. Gene Ontology annotation, biological process: DNA repair; protein polyubiquitination; proteasome-mediated ubiquitin-dependent protein catabolic process. Lineage: Eukaryota; Metazoa; Chordata; Actinopteri; Acipenseriformes; Acipenseridae. The record is from RefSeq and is a predicted model, not a curated record. Gene Ontology annotation, molecular function: ubiquitin conjugating enzyme activity.
GUUUUUGCUAAAUAAUCCGACUCAUUUAAACAAAACAGCUGACCCCUCAACCCUCAUUGAUUACUCUGAUCAAAACCAUGUUUGUUGAUUCCAGCCAGGUACAGCAGCAGUGACCAAUGACAUUUUACGUAACAGACGUGGUUUUCUGUGUGUGCUGUUCUUCAGCGAGGGAUUAGAGCAGAUUGGUUCAGUCUGAGCAGCAUUACUGCUGGUGCCCUUGCAACUGCAGUUACAGAGAAGGUUUACCUCCGCAAUGUUAGAUCUGAUAGAGAUUCUGGAUUAGGGAAAGGCAGCGUUUCGGCACCGAUUUCUUUUUUUUUUCAUUAAAACAAGAGGAAUUCAACAAAACUUCCACGGUCUACAAUUCUAAUAAUAAGAAAGGGUUCCGAAGCCUGAAUGAAAAUCGCCCACUUGUCGACUUCAGAAGCUGUGGUAGUUACAAAAAUACAGUGUGUGUGUGUGUUUUUUGUUUUGUUUUGUUUUUUGCUUAAGUAAAACACUGUAGCCAUUUGGAGCAAGCAGAAGGAACAACGGAGUAAUGGCUACUCUUUUACGAAAAAUAGGUCUCAUUCGACUUCACGACCGAGACACCGAGGAUCCUAAGCAUUACCAGGGCUCGUUCAAAGGCAGCAAAAGCAACCAGAAAAACAACACUAAGCACUGCAACACGAGCAGUGAUAACAACAUUCUCAAUCCCCCUGAUACUAAAACGAAGAAGUUUGAGCAAUCGAACAAGGAUAAGCCGCCUGGCAAAGAGAAGCAGACGAGCAAGGACAUCAAGGAAAAACAGCAAGUUGCAGCAAGCAAAGCGCCCGCCACCCCAUUGCAACCACUCGUACCGCACAGACAGCACUGCACCCAGGUCAGGACGAGGAGGUUGAUGAAGGAACUGCAGGAAAUUAAAAGGCUUGCUGACAAUUUUAUAACGGUGGAGCUGGCCGACGACAACCUUUUCGAAUGGAAUGUCAAGUUGCAUCAGGUGGACAGAGACUCUGCUCUAUGGCAGGACAUGAAGGAUACCAACACUGAGUACAUCUUGCUCAAUAUUUCAUUCCCCGACAAUUUCCCUUUCUCUCCGCCCUUCAUGCGGGUGUUGACCCCUCGGCUAGAGAAUGGCUACGUACUCGACGGAGGGGCUAUCUGCAUGGAAUUGCUGACACCCCGCGGCUGGUCCAGCGCAUACACGGUGGAAGCGGUAAUGAGGCAAUUUGCUGCGAGUCUGGUAAAAGGACAGGGCCGGAUCUGCAGGAAAACUGGUAAGUCCAAGAAAUCUUUCAGCCGUAAAGAUGCAGAGGCCACCUUUAAGAGCUUGGUGAAAACCCACGAGAAGUACGGCUGGGUGUCUCCUCCUGUGUCUGAUGGCUGAUGCGGCAGUCUUUUUACCUUUCACAAGACUUAGAAAACUACCAUCGUCCUCAAUGCUGCGCAUCUCCCAUCUACUUUUAGUACUUUACAUCUAGCUGCCAUGGAGCACAUGGUGACAUUUUAAGUUAUUCAUGAGCAGAUGUUUUUACAGCUAAAUCUUGCCUAGUGGAUUGUGUUUCAGAACUGGAUAUGACUCAUCGGAAUCGAUAGCGCUGCUAAUGAAAAGUUUGUACUCAUUCCUUCUGACUGACCCACUUUAUCUUGUGUGUGCUCGCUCUCCCUCAAUGCCAGCAAUGUACCACACUGAAUGGCAUCAAAAUUUCCAUCCACUACUGCUUCUCUCAUUUAAACACAAAUGAAGCCGUUAAUAUUUGAUAGACAGACAUUUGAGGUUCACUUUUUGCUGUGCUGUUUUUCACAGGCCAAUGCAACUUGAAGAUUGUAAUUUAUGUGAAGCUGUGCUCUCUCUCUCUCUCUCAGCUAAAUUUAGAUCUCACUGUGUUGAGUAGAUGGCCACUGAUUUCCUACACAAAAUGUAUAUGUAUAUGUUGCUUUUGUGGAGGUACUGUAAAGAUAAAAUCCAAUCACAGUUUAUCAUGGUUCUUUGUUGAUAUUAUCAUGUAUUUUGGGAAAGCCAAGUAAUGUAAUUUGCUGAUGCUUUGGAUACCAGAUGUCUGAAUUGAUUAUACGUGACCUGAGUGAGGGAAUAACAAGCAGCAUUAAUAUGGUAUAAAAUUAAACCAUUGACAACAGAAAUGUCGUGGGCGAAGUUACAAGAAUCAGAGGGGCACAUUUGUGUCAGGACAGACAGAGAUUGAUAAAGGCCAAUUUUGGACACCUGUAUUCAUUUUGAAACAAAAGUCAGUAAGAAGUAUUUUGCAAUGUUUUAUCUGCAGUGUGACCAUUUCUACAUUUAAAAGAACAGUAGCCGCAAUAUUGUGUAAAAUUAUUUAACUGAAUUGCCCUGAGGACAUGCAUUCCACAAACCACUGUUAUUCCACACUGUUAACUUGAAUUCAAGACUGAAGGAGAAACCAGGACAAUAACUAAGAUGCCACUGUCACCUAAGGCUGCAGUCACCUAAGGCUGCAAUACUGCAUGUUUCCAAUGUACAACAUAUACUGUUGCACAAAAGUCAAAGCCACUGUAUUUACCUUUUAAUAUGAAAACAAUAUAAAUAAGUACCUGGGUUUUCUACGGCCCAAGCAGUCCCCAUUACUGUAUUUCAUGGUUGAACAUUUUCAAGGCUGUGUGCUUACAACAUUUCCUUUGGUUGAAGAAUCAAUAAAGAAAUGGUUCAUUGAA